GUGAAUUCAUGUAUUUUUACUGAUUUCGUAAAAGAGAUAUUUGGAUGGUGGAUUAACAAGAACAUUAAAAUUUUGUGAGAAGUUUCCAGUUGGAGAUUAUUGAAUUUUCACCCUAGUCCAGCAGCUUUGCUGCUCGCUUAAAUCCAGAUGAAUGAAGACCCCAUUCGGAAAGACGCCUGGCCAGCGGUCCAGAGCUGAUGCAGGACAUGCUGGUGUGUCUGCAAACAUGAUGAAGAAAAGGACUUCUCACAAAAAACAUCGGAGCAAUGUGGGGCCCAGCAAACCAGUUUCCCAGCCCCGGCGAAACAUCGUCGGCUGCAGAAUUCAGCAUGGGUGGAAAGAAGGGAAUGGACCCGUUACACAGUGGAAAGGAACAGUUCUGGAUCAGGUUCCUGUAAAUCCUUCAUUGUAUCUUAUAAAAUACGAUGGAUUUGACUGUGUCUAUGGACUAGAACUUAAUAAAGAUGAAAGAGUUUCUGCACUUGAAGUCCUCCCUGAUAGAGUUGCAACAUCUCGAAUCAGUGACGCACACUUAGCAGACACAAUGAUUGGCAAAGCUGUGGAACAUAUGUUUGAGACGGAGGAUGGUUCUAAAGAUGAAUGGAGGGGAAUGGUCUUAGCACGCGCACCUAUAAUGAACACAUGGUUUUACAUUACCUAUGAGAAAGAUCCUGUCUUAUACAUGUACCAGCUUUUAGAUGACUAUAAAGAAGGCGAUCUUCGCAUCAUGCCUGAUUCUAAUGAUUCCCCUCCAGCAGAAAGGGAGCCUGGAGAAGUUGUGGACAGCCUUGUAGGCAAACAAGUGGAAUAUGCCAAAGAAGAUGGCUCCAAAAGGACUGGCAUGGUCAUUCAUCAAGUAGAAGCCAAACCAUCUGUCUAUUUCAUCAAGUUUGAUGAUGAUUUCCAUAUUUAUGUCUACGAUUUGGUGAAAACAUCCUAGAUGGCAUCUCGAACUUUGCCAAAUUUGUGGAACUAUUAAAUGUAUAAUUUGUAGACAUAAAGACUUACUUGCUUUCCACUUUAAUGAAAGCUUAAAUGUUCCUGCGAACCCACAAUCUCUGCCAGCAAACUGUUUUGUUCUGAAUAGUACAGAUUUAUGUGAACACAAAGCAUUUUCUGUAAGGAACUCCUUCCUCUUAAAAAGAAGUCUAUUUCAUUGAAGAGGAAUGACAGGCAAAUUUGGUAAAAGUUAAGCUAAUACCAUAGUCAUAAAAAACUGUAAUAGAUCUUAACCAUUUCCCCUUUCACCGUAAUUCUCUUAUCUGCUGCCACAAUGCAAGUGUACUUUGGUAAAUUUUGUUCUUGCCUUUUUGAAAUAUAUCUAUACCUAGUUAUCUGUGUGUAUACAUAGUAUGUAUUUAUACACAUAGAUUUAUGUA
Elephantulus edwardii (Cape elephant shrew) is the source of this 1379-nucleotide messenger RNA. RefSeq names its product spindlin 1 (gene SPIN1). The record is from RefSeq and is a predicted model, not a curated record. Gene Ontology annotation, cellular component: cytosol; nucleoplasm. The transcript has 5 exons. Gene Ontology annotation, biological process: regulation of DNA-templated transcription; gamete generation. Lineage: Eukaryota; Metazoa; Chordata; Mammalia; Macroscelidea; Macroscelididae. The coding region runs from base 152 to 940 and encodes 262 amino acids.